GGUGGUGGGGGGUGGCAAGAAGAAAGGGAGCGAGUGGAAGGGAGCUGCGUGCGCAUUGGCACUUUCAUUUGUAACAACAGAGGCGGGGAGACGGCGGCGUUGCUGAGCGUGCUGCAGAGGAUCAAGUUUCGCUUUUGCAGGGAAGAUCAUUCACGCAUGGUUGUGUUUGGAACAACCAAAAAGACAACAACGUUCAAAUGUCAGCGAUUACCAACACCUCCUACGCCGCUGCUGUACGCGCAGCGGUAGCAAGCAGUGGGCUCGCCGUUGUAGCAGUCCUUAUUUUCUAAUUGUCUUGGGUUGUUAUUUUUUUUUUAAACAAGAGCAAGGUUAGGGGAAGGGCUCUGUAGCCGAGUUUAUAUAUAUAUUUUUAGAAACGUUGAUUAUCAGUGGAAGUGCUCGUAUAGUUGUACGUAUUACACAUUCGUUCAGCAAUUACAAAGCCAAUAAGGGCACACAUCGCGUAAGAUAUUACCCAUACACGGUGGACUCGUACAUUAGGCACAAACACAAUAUACUAACAUUCAGUAAGCACGUACACCGUAAGGGCGAAAAAUAAUAGCUACAAACAACAGGCACCGCAGUACGUGCAUACUGUAACAGGCACUCUCACGGGCGGGCAGGCAGGCGCGCACACACACAACCAAGACACAUCUACCCGGCACACAGAUAUACAUUACACACACACAGUAGGUAAGCAGGCAACAGAGACAUCUCAAAUAGACACAGCCACAACACACAGACGCACAGUGGUGCGGCAGGCAUGAUGUCCGAGGUGCGGGUCUCCCCCAGCGGCAGCGGCGGCAGCAGCAGCAGCAACGGGGGCAGCCCGGGCGAGGAGGAGGCGGCGGCGGCGGCGGCGUUGCGGGGCUCCCGCCGCUCGCCCGUGCUACCCCGUACCGCCGUCUGCCGCAGCCUCUUCGGCUCGCCUGAGCACGGCGAGGUGGAGAAGGAGCUCAAGGAAACCCUCGCCGCCUUAGCCGAGGACCACAGGCGCCGCUGGAACUUCGACUUCGAGGGCGACAGGCCGCUGCGCGGACGAUUCGAGUGGGAGGCGCUGGACGGGGCGACCGUGCCCGGGUGUUACCGGACGAGACCGCUGUCCAACAACAACAACAGCAACAACAACAACAGCAGCAGCAGCAGCAACCCCAAUCUAGGACUGGUUUCGAACGGCAACCCUGGCCUCCUGACACCGGCACUGGCUGCAACCCGAGCGGACCGUCCGCAAUCCCACGGUGAUGACGGCAACCAGAGCAUCACCGCCACGGUUACUACCACUACGGCCGCCGCCACCACCACCACCACUCCUACUGCCAACAACAGUACUAACAACAACAACAACAACCGUAAGAACACUGACAGCAGCAGCGGCGACAGAGGAGAUGCAUUUAGCACGAAGAGCGUCCUUCGAGAUGAAUCUCCUCGCCGAGGCGAAGAAGACGAACACGGACGACAACCUGGGCGAGGCGGGCCAUCGGCCGGAGGCGAUGGAGCAACAGGACCUGGUGGAGGAUCUUCUGGAGGUGACGGCAGUGCCGGGACUUCGCCCGCAGGAGGUGAAGCAUCGUCGUCAUCUGCGGACGUCGAGAUGAUUCCCCGGGACCGCUCUGCCUCCGCGUGCCACGACCGGACGAGGCAGACGUCCGACGCGUACAGCCAUCACAAGCGAGGCUCGGCCCUCAUGGGUCCCAGGCUUCCACUGCCGAAGAGAGGAGCGCUCAGGACUUGGAUGACGAUUACGAGCGCCAGCACACUCAGGGCGACAAUACAAGACAUGAAAGACAAUUUUGAGCACUGGACAGAUGGAAACCUUACAUGGGGAAGGCACAGAUAAUAUGCGUUGCCUAGCAUCCUCGGCCAAUGAAAAGGCUGGUCCAUCGACUUAAGUUACUAAUUUAAACAUGGCAAGACUGUGCAAUUUUUUUUUGGGUAUGCUUUGUGGGAUUUUUUUUAAUGUUCUUUCGAAGUUUAGUGUCAUCUUAAGAUGUAGCAAAGACAGCUUGAAGACAAUGUUUAAGCUAUAUGAUGUUUAUUCAUUUUAAGUACAGCUCUAAGCCAUGGAAUACAAUAAUUUAAAAGUGAUUUUUUAUCAAUAUAAAUUUUUUUAAUUAAAUAUUAUUUUCAUGGUAACAUCCAUAAGUCUAAAAUAGAUAUAUAAAAUUAUAUAAAUACAGCUGAGUUAAUGCUGUAAUUUGUACAGUUUCUGAUGAAGGCCUGUAUAAUGUUUUGAUCCCUUGCACACUUUCAUUAAAAACAUUCUGGAGGAUAAUUUUUAAUUUUCUCAAAAUCCAGGUUAAAAUUAGCAGUAAACAUUAAGGCAUGUCUCCUUAAAGGUGAUAACUGUAAACCCAUUUUUUCACUUGCUUUUAUACAUUCACUUAAUACUUUGUUGUAAUGUUUUGGAAGAAUAACCCUUUAAACCAAGGUGCACUAUUUUUGUUUGUAUUUUGACGGUUUAUAAAUAGUAUGAGCAGAUGUUUUUUUGUUUAAUGUUUUUAUUUCCUUUUUAUUACCAAUAUCGAUGACAAAGAUCAUGCUUUAUUUAAAAUCUAAGCAGCUGGAAUACCCUCUAUCCACGUGUGUAUAAAUAUGUUGUUUAGAAAGUGGCUAUUCAUGACUAAUUUAUUUAUAAAUUAUAAGGCGCUUUUUCAGCGUAGUCCUGAUUUACAAAAAGGUUGUUGAAAGCCAAAGUGGCAACAAGAUGUUAUUUCUUAUUUGCCUUUAAUUUUUUUUAAAUCCUUUGCGUGCAGGUAGUGUAUGGUAGAGCUUUGCUUUGUUGAAUGCUGAGCCAAGCUUGGGAGAAUUGUUUUUUUUUGUGUGUGUGUGUUUUCCUGAGUUUGUGCGAGCUCUUGUGUGUGUUUUGUCAUUGAAGGUUUUUAUUUUUGUAGUUAAAAACAAAUUUCUUGUACAUGACUGCUUUGGAAAAAUUAUUUAUUUGAAUAAACGGCACUGUUACGCAUGUAACAUAUAGGGUUUCUUGUUUUUUUCCCCAUUGUCAUAAUGAGCCGAUCUUUUCACCUUUCAGUUAUUAGUUUGGAGUUGCACAUUGCCUCAAAUCAGUAUGUUUUGUGAGUGUUAUUUAUUGUCAGUAAAAAAGCACUAAUUUUACCCUGUAUCACGAACACCAUCCUACAAGAAAUGUUAAAUAAACUAUUUUAUUAUAAUCCUG
This is a messenger RNA of Petromyzon marinus (sea lamprey), 3172 nucleotides long. RefSeq lists its product as uncharacterized. The record is from RefSeq and is a predicted model, not a curated record. Gene Ontology annotation, molecular function: cyclin-dependent protein serine/threonine kinase inhibitor activity. Lineage: Eukaryota; Metazoa; Chordata; Hyperoartia; Petromyzontiformes; Petromyzontidae. Gene Ontology annotation, cellular component: nucleus. Gene Ontology annotation, biological process: regulation of cell cycle.